Periconia digitata is the source of this 274-nucleotide messenger RNA. NCBI's taxonomy places the organism in Eukaryota, Fungi, Ascomycota, Dothideomycetes, Pleosporales, Periconiaceae. The record is from the annotation of a GenBank genome assembly.
CCAAAUGCAGAUAUUGGACUGGAUAGAAUUGUUUUUGGGUAGUUUCUUGUUUAUUGAAGCUGAGACUCAUCGCCUAGAGUUGAAGAUGAUCCCCAGAUUUCAAAGAAUAGAGAUGGCCUGUAAAAUUGAAGGCGUAGUCAAAAGUCUGCUUGAUCUCGGUUCCAUGUUACCAACUCGUAAUCUUUUCUUAUUCCGCGAACAGUAUACAGAAAGGAUUGAUUCAUUCGUCUCUCGUUUUCGAAUAAUUCAACUACCGUUUUCGCAACUGGGGUAA